AUGGCUUUCCGCCCGGUAGUAUCAUACUGGGUCCUCCCCAUAAUCUCCGGCCUCGUCUGGCUGGGCAUGCUCCUCGGCAUGCUCCUCUCGUGGAUCAUCGACGAGCACGGCCGCCGCUACUCCACCAUGGCCAAGACGGCCGACAUCGCCUACAUCAGCAACAUCGGCGCCGACCGCCUGCGCCCUCUCUUCAUCGCCGGCUGCGUCCUCACAUCCGUCUUCCUCGACCUGUCGUUUGUCGCCGAGCGUUGGCUGCGACACCGCGGCCGCCUCAUUCCCAACUCCUCCAUCGGCGAAAAGAUCCUCGCCGGGUUGACCAUUGCGUUUGCCCUCGUUGGCACCGUUGGCCUGAUUUGCCUAUCCAUCUUUCAGACUGGCAAGCAUAAGCGCUUGCACUACACAUUCCUGUUUCUCUUUAUUGCAGGCUACAUGCUGUCUGCCAUCUUUUUCUGCUGGGAGUACCAGCGUCUCGGAAUCAAACAUCGCGAACACAAAAUGCUUCGCAUCUCAUUUUGGGUCAAGCUCAUGUUCGUCCUCGUCGAACUCGCCCUCUGCAUCGUCUUCGUUGUCUGCAGCCGGACACAUAACCAGAACCCCGCCGCCGUCUUCGAAUGGAUCAUCUCCUUCAUCUUUUCUUUCUACGUCUUCUCCUUCGUCAUCGACCUAUACCCGGCCGUCCGCACCAAGAGUCCCGACGCCAGGUACCCCAAGCCCAGUCCCAGGGACACGGAGCGUGAGGACAGCAUCAGUAACGAGUCUCGCAGUAAUUUUACUCGACCCAUGCAGAUGGUUUAA
Messenger RNA from Ilyonectria robusta, 795 nucleotides. RefSeq names its product Frag1/DRAM/Sfk1. The transcript is spliced from 3 exons. Gene Ontology annotation, cellular component: plasma membrane. The coding region runs from base 1 to 795 and encodes 264 amino acids. The record is from RefSeq and is a predicted model, not a curated record. Lineage: Eukaryota; Fungi; Ascomycota; Sordariomycetes; Hypocreales; Nectriaceae.